This is a messenger RNA of Cloeon dipterum, 1792 nucleotides long. RefSeq names its product transmembrane protein 19. The record is from RefSeq and is a predicted model, not a curated record. Gene Ontology annotation, cellular component: membrane. NCBI's taxonomy places the organism in Eukaryota, Metazoa, Arthropoda, Insecta, Ephemeroptera, Baetidae. The transcript has 7 exons. The coding region runs from base 270 to 1295 and encodes 341 amino acids.
AAGCUUAACCCUAUAGGAAUGAUAGAGGCGCUCAUAAAUUUUGCUUGGAAUUUCGCAUCUUUUAUUUUCUUCGAGCAGGUGCUGUCUUGAGAAAUUUAGAAACCUAUCACUGUGUUUGUUUUAGACUCUCUUAUUGUCCCUGUAAAAAUCUUCUUGGCGUUGUCACCUGGACAAUCAGCAAAAUCUCCUGGAAUGAUAGACUGUUAAAUCAAGAUUUGAAAAGCUUUUGCUGUCUGAGUCUUAGGCUUUUUUUGGUAAUUUCACUGAAGAUGGGAAAUAAGGAUGAGCAGCAAUCCGUGCUGUCUGCACUAAUGCCAAUACUCCUGGCUGCCGUCGCAGUUCCACUGUCUAUGUUCUUAUGGAUCGGAAAUAUGGCUCUCUCAUUUUUCACUGGAAGCCACGAAAUGCACAGAGAAGGUGGCUCUGUAAUUCCGCCUACUCGGUGGCUCAUGUCCAUGGUCAUUCCUUUGGCUUUCGUGGCCUGGGGUUUGAAAAAAAGGAGUUUGAACACUUCAGGAGCUGUGCUAGGUCUCAUUGUAGGCUUUGUCCUUACCCUCAGCAGCUACUCAUUUCUAGCUUGUCUGAUGACCUUUUUUGUCACCUCCUCCAAAGCUACUAAAUAUAGGAGCGAUAAAAAAAGGAAAAUUGAAAAAGAGUUUAAAGAAGGUGGCCAGCGCAAUUGGAUCCAGGUGUUGUGCAACGGAGGCAUGGCCACUGAACUUGCGCUCCUCUACCUGAUCGACUCUGGCUGCGGAGAGCGAACAGUAGACUUCUCCAGAGACUACAGGGCCUCUUGGCUGAGUAUGGGUGUCCUUGGAGCGUUCGCCUGCUGCAAUGGUGACACCUGGGCCUCAGAACUUGGUUCAGUAAUAGGCAACACCAACCCCUUCCUCAUCACCACCAGAGAGAAAGUACCAAGAGGUACAAACGGCGGCGUGACUGUUGGAGGCUUGCUUUUUAGCUUUUUUGGUGGAUUGAUGGUUGGAGUAGCGUAUUACAUUUCGGUUGUGCAGCUUGUGGACUCGAGCUCGCUCCUCUCGAGUCCGCCCCAAUGGCCUCUAAUCAUUGCUGGAGGAUUAGCCGGCUUGGUCGGAAGCGUUGUUGACUCUCUUUUGGGCGCAACCCUCCAAUACUCAGGCGUCGAAGAAAAGACUGGCUGCAUUGUUGAACGCCCGGGCCGUGGUGUGAAGCACAUCAGCGGCGUGCCAAUUCUAGACAACCACAGUGUCAAUUUAAUCUCCAGCAUCAUCAUGGGUCUUUUGACUCCUUGGCUUGCGAAUAUUUUGUGGGUGUAAAGCGUUGUAUGUACACACCUCUGUGCAUGUUCUGUAGCAACCAUGCUCGUUUUUGUGCCAAAGUACAAACGAAAGUUUUAAAAACCGAAAUCACUAUUGCAGAACAAAGAUUCUCUUGAGAAAAUUUGAGAUUUACAUGCAGCUUCUAAGAAACAAUUUUGGAAAAACAAGUGCUUAUUUUUUACCUUAUUUAAGAUAAGUUUUGCACAUAUUCUAGUUUUCUACAAUGUAAUUUUGUAUCUUGGUCCUUUGGCAGAUAGUGAAAACUACAUUUGAGGCUUAUGGCAACAUUCCUUUGUGAUUUAAAACAUCCUUCUUUGGGAUUAUCUACUGGGUAUCGCAAAUGAGCUAGUUUAAUUAACAUUCGUUCAAAACUUGUGUAAAGAAUUGUUACCUUUCUUGGUAGCGUUUUUUUAAAUAAUUGUUGUAUUACAUUCAUCUGCAUUAUGAUUAUGUUUGUCAGCACAAAAAUAAAAAGGUGGAUUCCAAAGUUUAAA